CGACACCAAUCCGAUCCGAUCCGAUCCGAUCGAACCACACCAGUCGGAACGACCAACUAGCCAACCAACCAACCCACCCACAGCAAGACAUCCGACCAUGUUCUGCCACGGAGACCCGCAGGCCCUGUACCGCCUCUCCGGCGUUGCGGCGGCCGUCUCCCUCCUUCCCCUGGUGGCCUUGUUCUACGCGGCCAUCGUCUGGUCCUCCUACGCCUUUUACCGCGAGAUCCCGUGGUCGCACGGGCCGUCCCUGAGGGCGAUGGGAAAGCGGUGGCUCCUGGUGGUGGCCUCGUGGCUGGUUGCGAUCGGGGUCGGGGCCGCCUGCGGGGCCUGCGAGAGCAACACAAACAGCGGCAACACCGACAACAUCGACAUCGACCGCGGCGAUCCCGGGGGCUGCCUGGCCUGGGCGGCCCUGGCCUGCGCGGCUGGCCUCGCGGUGGUGGCCUUCCGCUGGAUCCUGGACACCCGCCGGUCGGCGGUCGUCGGGGUCGAUGCCCCCCCCGGGCCCUUUGGCCUGGAGGGAAGGUUCUUUGUCGUGACGGGGGCCAACAACGGCAUCGGCCGGGAGACCACCCGGCUCCUGGCGGCCCAGGGGGCGACCGUCGCGAUGCUCUGCCGGAACCCGGUCCGGGCCAAGAACGCGGCCAGGGAGAUCCUGGAGGAGCAGUCGGUCGCUUCCGCCAACGAUUCAGGGGGCCGGACGCCCCUUGUCCGCAAGGACCAGCUCGUCUUUGUGCCGAUCGACCUGACGGACUUUUCCUCGGUCCACCGGGCGGUGGGGGCCAUCCGGCAGCACCUGGACCUCCGGUCGUCCCCCCAAAAACGGGCCCGCGUCGAUGCCCUGGUGUGCAACGCCGGUGCGUGUGUGUGUGUGUGUGUGCGUGCUUUUGGUGUUUGGAUGCUGUAGUUUGUCUCGUGCAACUAUCUCCAAUGGUUCGGUGUUGGGAAGGGACGAAACUUCCAAUGGACGGGGACGGAAACGCCCCGGUGCCGGUGGCAGUGGCCCUUGCACCCGGACCCGCUGUGCACGGCGAAUGGCUCACCAACGUUUGUUCUUGUUCUUGUUUUUGUUUUUGUUCGCCGGUGUCUUCCCUUGGUCCGCGUUGCCCUAAUAACGCUUGCGUUCCUUUCCCGUGUGCACCGCAUUCUCUGGCCCGUGUGCACCACCCGCUCCCAGGACUCAUGAUGGGGACCCAAUCGAAAACCAAGGACGGCCUGGAAACCAUGAUGCAGGCCAACCACCUGGGCCACUUUUUGCUGACGAAACUGAUGCUCGAAAGCGGAAUGCUGGAGACGACCGUGGAAGAGGGAGGCACCGGCGAACCGAGCCGCGUCUGCCUCCUCACCUCGUCGACCUACGAAUUCGCGGCCUCCGCCGGGGGCUUUGAUUUCGAGGACCCCUAUUGCAGCAAGGGCAAACGGGCCUACACCCUCUUUGGCCAGUAUUCCAUGACCAAGCUCGCCAACCUGCUGACGGCCAGGGAACUGGCGAGGCGGUACAACGACAAGAACCACAACCGUGCGCUCGCCGUCUUUGCGGUCCACCCCGGCAUCGUUCGGACCAACGUGACCUCCAACAUGAACUGGUACUACCGGCUGGGAAACACGGCCUUUGGAUGGAUCGUCGCGUCGCUGUCGAAAACCCCCGAGGAGGGGGCCUACUCGACCGUGGAGGUGGUGGGGGCCCCCCUUUCCGAGCUGGGAGACUACUGGUCCAGGGGGUCCUUUGUCGUGAACUGCAGGGAAUCCACCAACACCCACGGCUACGUGAGGGGGCCCGCCGGGGAGCGAGACGCCGGGAGACUGUGGGAGUGGAGCGAGGAGCAGCUGGAGCUCUUCGGGGCUGCCGGUGGCACCCCGGCGAAAGCCGCCGAGGCGGGCGAAAAGAAAGAGCAGUGAACAAACAGACACAGCACCCGGUUUGCCGUCUCCGUGCCCCGGUCGAAAAGGCCGGGCGUCGACAAAAACAACAAUCAUAGAUAACAGCCUAAUGUGU
Pseudo-nitzschia multistriata is the source of this 1999-nucleotide messenger RNA. NCBI's taxonomy places the organism in Eukaryota, Bacillariophyta, Bacillariophyceae, Bacillariales, Bacillariaceae. The record is from the annotation of a GenBank genome assembly.